AACCUCUCACUAUGGCUCGCACCAAGCAGACAGCGCGCAAGUCCACAGGCGGGAAGGCUCCGCGCAAGCAGCUGGCCACCAAGGCGGCCCGCAAGAGCGCGCCGGCCACCGGCGGCGUGAAGAAGCCGCACCGCUACCGGCCGGGCACCGUGGCGUUGCGCGAGAUCCGGCGCUACCAGAAGUCCACGGAGUUGCUGAUCCGCAAGCUGCCGUUCCAGCGGCUGGUGCGCGAGAUCGCGCAGGACUUCAAAACGGACCUGCGCUUCCAGAGCUCGGCCGUGAUGGCGCUGCAGGAGGCGUGCGAGGCGUACCUAGUGGGACUCUUCGAGGACACCAACCUAACCUGGUCCUCCACCAUGUCUGGACGCGGCAAAGGCGGCAAGGGGCUCGGCAAGGGCGGCGCCAAGCGCCACCGCAAGGUGCUGCGCGACAACAUCCAGGGCAUCACCAAGCCCGCCAUCCGGCGCCUGGCCCGACGCGGCGGCGUCAAGCGCAUCUCCGGGCUCAUCUACGAGGAGACCCGCGGGGUGCUCAAGGUGUUCCUGGAGAACGUGAUCCGGGACGCCGUCACCUACACGGAGCACGCCAAACGCAAGACGGUCACGGCCAUGGACGUGGUGUACGCGCUCAAGCGCCAGGGCCGCACCCUCUACGGCUUCGGGGGCUGA
This is a messenger RNA of Hipposideros armiger (great roundleaf bat), 668 nucleotides long. RefSeq names its product histone H3.1-like. The record is from RefSeq and is a predicted model, not a curated record. NCBI's taxonomy places the organism in Eukaryota, Metazoa, Chordata, Mammalia, Chiroptera, Hipposideridae. The transcript is spliced from 2 exons. Bases 12 to 668 code for a protein of 218 amino acids. Gene Ontology annotation, molecular function: structural constituent of chromatin; DNA binding; protein heterodimerization activity. Gene Ontology annotation, cellular component: nucleosome.